Messenger RNA from Synchiropus splendidus (mandarinfish), 5098 nucleotides. It is a transcript of the gene pum1, whose product is annotated as pumilio RNA-binding family member 1. The coding region runs from base 237 to 3716 and encodes 1159 amino acids. Gene Ontology annotation, cellular component: cytoplasm; cytosol. The transcript has 24 exons. Gene Ontology annotation, biological process: miRNA processing; regulation of mRNA stability. The record is from RefSeq and is a predicted model, not a curated record. Gene Ontology annotation, molecular function: mRNA 3'-UTR binding. NCBI's taxonomy places the organism in Eukaryota, Metazoa, Chordata, Actinopteri, Syngnathiformes, Callionymidae.
CUCCACCGUCGAGCCGCCAUGUUUUCGGAGUGAGAGCCUGGGGUUUCAGGGUAACCGGGGCCAAAAUCCACGACCAUCCACCCUCUUCACCGAUGCUGAGCAGGACACUGCACACCGAUGCGCUGCAAAGCGAUCUCCAUCUGUUCCAACGUUGGUGCGAGCCACAAGCGAGCCUGUCCCGAAAACUACUAGUGGCUCCGUGAAGUGUGAAAUCCCCCGUUGCAGGCUCUGGUGGAAUGAGCAGUGUGAGUGUGUUGAAGAGGAAAGCGUUGCCCUGGCAGGAACCAUUCAGUCCCCACUGUAGGAAUACAUCUCACAACAUGCCCGUGGUGCUGAGCAGUGGAGCACAUGCCCCUCCAAAUGGGCAGACCCCUCAGGCCCCACCACCCAACCAACAGGGCGUGGCUGGUGCUGGACGUUCCCAGGAUGACGCCAUGGUGGAUUACUUCUUCCAGCGGCAGCACGGAGAGCAGCCAGGCAAACAUCGCUGGCCCACCGGAGACAACAUCCAUGACAGUCAGGUCCGCUCCAUGGACGAGCUGAACCAUGACUUUCAGGCACUGGCUUUGGAGGGACGGACUAUGGGAGAGCAGCUGCUCACUGGGAAGAAGUUCUGGGAGACUGAUGACUCCGGGAAGGACGGACCCAAAGGAAUCUUCCUGGAUCAAUGGAGGGACAGUGCAUGGGGGGCUUCAGACCAUUCCGUGUCUCAACCAAUCAUGGUGUCCCGGCGGCCAGGACAGGGUUUUCACGGUGGUGGCGAAGUGGGUGUGGGCUCUGUGAUGUCACCUCGCUCGGAGAGUGGUGGGCUCGGAGUAAGCAUGGUGGAGUACGUUCUCUCCUCCUCACCAGCUGACAAACUGGACUCCUGUCUUCGGAAGGGACCUUAUGGUCAGAGGGAUGGCGAAGUGGAGGAGGAGAAGAGAGAAAAGCCAAAAGCAGCAUUUGAGGGUGAAAAACUCAAAGAAUUGACAGAAAGUGAAAGUGAUGUGAUCAAUGAUGUUAUCAAUCCAAACGGAUUACCGGUGCAGAAUGGCCUCGAUGUCGAUGUCAAAGAAUUUGGUCGUGGCCCAGGCAACAUGCAACCUCCUGGACCUGAAGGGGACCUGCUUGGAGUUCCUGGGGUUGUUGGGCCUGAUAGCAUGACCCCGCUGGGCGGUGGAGGUCCCAAACCCCCUGAUGACUUCUCCGGUGUAGACCAAGGCGGUGUCACGAUGGAUCCCAUGGAGUCUGUGAUUGAACCCCUUCAGUUUGAUUACAACUCCCAGAUGCAGAUGGACUCUGCUCCGACUGUGGGCUUAUUUGAUUACACCAACCAGCAGCAGCUGUUCCAGAGAAACAAUGCUCUUGCGGUGCAGCAGUUAACAGCAGCCCAACAACAGCAGUACGCCUUGGCAGCUGCACAGCAACCUCAUAUUGGUCUGGCUCCAGCAUUUGUACCCAACCCUUACAUCAUCAGUGCGGCGCCCCCUGGUACAGACCCCUAUGCUGCAGGACUUGCAGCAGCAGCCACGUUAGGUCCAGCAGUGAUGCCUCCUCAGUACUACGGUGUCACUCCCUGGGGGGUCUAUCCUGCCAACCUUUUCCAGCAGCAGGCAGCUGCUGCCAGUAGCUCAGCCAAUCAACAAGCAGCAAACCAAGGCCAGCAGAACCAGCAGCAGGUAAUGCGUGCAGGGGGCAACCAACGACCUCUGACCCCCAGCCAAGGUCAGCAGGGACAGCAGAAUGACCAGCUGGUUGCUGCAGCAGCUGUGAACUCAGCUCUUGCUUUUGGGCAGGGGUUAACAGCAGGUGUCCCUGGUUAUCCAGUUCUGGCCCCUGCUGCAUACUAUGACCAGACAGGGGCCCUGGUGGUUAACACGGGAGCACGGAGUGGCCCUGUCCGCCUCAUGGCACCUGCCUCUGUCAUCAUAUCUCCCACUGCUGCACAAGCAGUCGCAGCAGCUGCAGCAUCUGCUGGAGGUGCCAACGGUGGUCUUGGUGGUGGGGCCAAUGGUCCGUUCCGUGCCAUGACCUCUCAGCAGGGUCAGCCGCAAGGUGGCCCUGGUGGUGCCCUGGGUGGUAGCUCCUUCUAUGGAUCGUCGUCGCUGAGCUCGUCCUCUCAGAGCUCAUCUCUCUUCUCACAGGGAUCUGCUCAGCCGGGACCUGGCUCUGCCUCAUUGGGCUUUAGCCAGCCUGGUUCAUCAUCACUUGGGCCGUCACUUGGGGCCACACUGGGUGGCUUCGGUACUGCAGUGGCCAAUUCCAGUGGUGGCAGUGGUUCAAGGCGAGAUUCUUUGACGGGGAACAAUGAGUUAUACAAACGUACAGCUUCAAGUCUCAACCCAAUUGGUCAUGGAGGCUUCUACAACGGCACCCUGGGCUUCAGUCCCUCCCCAGGACCUGUGGGAAUGCCCCUGCCAAACCAGGGCCCCUCUCAUUCACUCACACCGCCACCCUCGUUGUCCAAUCACAGCUCUUCAUCAAACCUAAAUCUUGGAGGACUGACAAACGGUAGUGGACGCUUCAUCUCUGCAGCGCCGGGAGCUGAAGCCAAGUACCGUAGUGCCACCAGUUCAGGCUCCUCACUCUUCUCACCCAGCAGCCAGUUGUUCCCAUCGUCGCGACUUCGCUACGGCAUGUCAGACGUGAUGCCUUCAGGCCGAAGCCGCCUGCUGGAGGAUUUUCGGAACAACCGUUACCCCAACCUGCAGCUUCGAGACAUCGCCGGGCACAUUAUGGAGUUCAGUCAGGAUCAGCAUGGCAGCAGGUUCAUUCAGUUGAAGUUGGAGCGAGCCACUUCUGCCGAACGCCAGCUCGUGUUCAGUGAGAUUCUGCAGGCUGCGUACCAGCUCAUGGUGGACGUCUUCGGAAACUACGUCAUCCAGAAGUUUUUUGAGUUUGGCAGUCUGGACCAGAAGCUAGCACUUGCCGAGAGGAUCAGAGGCCAUGUUUUGUCUCUGGCCCUACAGAUGUACGGCUGCAGGGUCAUUCAGAAAGCUCUGGAGUUCAUCCCCUCAGACCAGCAGAUCAUAAGCGAGAUGGUCCGAGAGCUGGACGGCCACGUGCUGAAAUGCGUCAAGGAUCAGAACGGGAACCAUGUAGUGCAGAAGUGUAUCGAGUGCGUCCAACCUCACGCGCUUCACUUCAUCAUCGACGCCUUUAAGGGACAGGUCUUCGCCCUCUCCACUCACCCUUACGGCUGUCGAGUCAUCCAGCGCAUUCUUGAACACUGCCUUCCUGAACAGACGCUGCCUAUCCUCGAAGAGCUGCAUCAACACACCGAGCAGCUUGUGCAGGACCAAUAUGGCAACUACGUGAUCCAGCACGUGCUGGAGCACGGCCGAGCAGAGGACAAGAGCAAGAUAGUGGCGGAGAUCAGGGGCAAUGUUCUGGGCCUGAGCCAGCACAAGUUUGCCAGUAAUGUGGUGGAGAAGUGCGUGACGCGAGCUUCCAGGGGAGAGCGGGCGAUACUUAUCGAGGAAGUGUGCAGCCUGACUGAGGGCCCCCACAGUGCCUUAUUCACCAUGAUGAAGGACCAGUACGCCAACUACGUGGUGCAGAAGAUGAUCGACGUGGCCGAGCCGACGCAGCGGAAGAUAGUGAUGCACAAAAUCCGGCCUCACAUCUCCACCCUGAGGAAGUACACGUAUGGGAAACACAUCCUGGCCAAGCUGGAGAAAUUCUACGGCGUUGAUCUGAGCCCUCUGUGCGGCCCACCGAAUGGCAUCAUGUGAAAUGAAGCCCUUCCUCCCUCAAGACAUGUUUACCCCCCUGACCCUUCUGAAGGCCUCAUUUGACUGAAUGUCUUUUGCUGGGAAGCCACCCUGCACCCCCUGUACCCCUGUUUCCAUGACAACCCUUCAGGAGGAGCCUGUUGCUACAAGGCAGCCUUAGUUGAAAAUUUGGUCACCCCUCCCCCUACCUGGGACAGCUCCUGUUCAGAGUCCACUCACCGCCUCACACUCGCCUUUUUCUGCAUUUCACCCUCUUUAUUUAAGUUGAAUCAUUUUUCAUGCCGGCCACAGCCGCUUCUUCCACCCGCCGCCGUUCACCACUACGAGAAGUCUGCCGCACACUUGUAGAUGGACCCACUCAUGCUUCAGCUAACCAGCAGACGGAUCAUUUAGCAUGAGAUUUGUUUUCUGGUCUUGCUUCUAUAAAUAUAACGUGUAUACUUGGUGUAGACCUUGCAUAUAUAUAAAUAUACAUAUAUAUAUGUGUAUAAAACUUUGUAGUUUUCUGGGUUUUGAUGUUGAAUCUGUAUCUAUAAUGUAUCCUAGUAGUGACCACAUACUUUGAUUGUAUAAUUGUAUAUUUGUAAACCCUUGUAAUGUAAAUGUGCUUUACCACCCUUUUAUUAUGAGGAAAGAAAAAAAAAAGUCAAAGAAAUUCUCACUUUGAAUUUAAAAUUCUUUAGGAAAAAACAAUCUUUAUUUCAGUGUAUAUUCUCACCUACUUGGUUGUGACAUGAGUUGUUGUAUAUUGUAAAUUGUAAUAUCAAAAGUUUUGUUUAAAAAUGCCCUUUCUAUACAACGUAGUGCUUGUACAAAGUUUUGCCACACUGGGUUUUAUGUCGUCACUGCUUAACUUAAGUCUCUCUGGAAGUGUUCUGCUCCCAAAUGUCCGUUUUUUUUUUUGUUUUUUUUUUUUCUCUUACAGCCAAGUUUUAUCUCAACUUUGCUUAAGUGACGUUUAUCUUAAGUUCCCUCCUGACUUCUGUUUCAUUUCACCUCUUUUCUAUGGACUCAUGUUUACCCUCUCAAAGUCACGCCGGCCGGACUUGUCCUGCUCGCCGCUUUCGAAGGGGUACUGCCGCGAAUUGUACAGCUGAAAUUAUUUGGCAUUUUCUCUUGUGCUGUAAGUGCUGUAUCAUAAUGUUUCUGUCCUUUUUUUUUUUUUAUUUUACGGUGAGAGAAGCCGCCCGCCACAGUGCGGUGUACAUUAAGACAGCCUUGUGUAUAUUUACUACGAGCACACCUGUAACCAUAUGUGUAUAGGUAACAGAACCUGUGUAUGCUUAUUGCCUGGGCAACUAUUUUUUGUAACAACUGUUGUAGAUUGUCUCAACAAUUGUGUGACCUUUAUUUUGAAAUUAAACAGAAUAAAAAACAUAAAC